Molecule: messenger RNA, 3803 nt
Organism: Chanos chanos (milkfish)
Lineage: Eukaryota; Metazoa; Chordata; Actinopteri; Gonorynchiformes; Chanidae
Gene: akt2l
Product: v-akt murine thymoma viral oncogene homolog 2, like
Exons: 14
Coding region: 606-2030 (474 amino acids)
Biological process (GO): protein phosphorylation
Molecular function (GO): ATP binding; protein serine/threonine kinase activity
Source: RefSeq, a predicted model, not a curated record
UUUUGAAAGGAACUGACAGUGGCUAACUUCACAGUGCGGUGGGCCUUUCCCAUCAAUGACUGGUUAGCAACUUCAACUGGGGAAGGGAUUAGUUAGCUAACGCUAAGUGGAAUAUUUUGGCACCGUAGACUCAGUUACCAGAAGAAAUCUUUUAAGUUAUGAAUGGACUGCAGUAGCAGUGUAUCAUCAAGGAUGUGUUAGCGCUCACUUUAAUGAGCCAGAUUUUGCCUCUCGUUUCCAAACACAUCAUGUUUUGUUAACUAGGAUAUCUAUCGCUAGCCGUUUAGGCACAAGCUAGAUUAGCUAGCUAGCUAGAUUUGCAAGCACGCCAGCAUCAGCGUUAACGUACUAGCUUGUUAGAUCCCGUCGUGGAAAACCUUGGAAUUGUCUCAGGUUCAUCUACAUGGUAAGGAUGAUAUUUUCAGGCGUUGAAAAUAAAACCCUCUGAACUCGUGCACGAAGGUCAAAAUUCAUCCCACAGUUUCCACUUUGUCCAGGUGUAGUGGGAAGGUGUUGAACAUUCACCUGACAUUGCCCAAAGUGGGCCUGGCCCUACACCAGCUGCACGCCUGUCAAAGCUCCGUUCGUUUGACUCCACUCCUACAAUGAACGAAGUCAGCAUCGUAAAGGAAGGCUGGCUUCACAAGAGGGGAGAGUACAUAAAGACAUGGAGGCCAAGGUACUUCAUCUUAAAGAGUGACGGCUCUUUUAUCGGCUACAAAGAGCGACCAGAGUUGACUGACCAAAGCUUACCCCCUCUAAACAACUUCUCUGUGGCAGAAUGUCAGCUCAUGAAAACGGAGCGACCGCGGCCCAACACUUUCGUCAUUCGCUGCUUGCAGUGGACCACUGUCAUCGAACGCACAUUUCACGUGGAAAGUCCAGAGGAGAGGGAAGAAUGGAUCUCUGCCAUACAAGCAGUGGCCAGUGGCCUUAAGACACAGGAAGAGGAUGAGCCCAUGGACAUAAAGUAUGGCUCUCCCAGUAACUGCACUGGGAUGGAAGAGAUGGAGGUCACCAUGGCCAAGUCUCGCUCCAAAGUGACAAUGAGUGACUUUGAUUAUCUGAAACUGCUGGGGAAAGGCACUUUCGGGAAGGUGAUUUUGGUCAAAGAGAAGGCCACUGGCAUGUACUAUGCCAUGAAGAUCUUGCGGAAAGAAGUCAUCAUCGCUAAGGAUGAGGUGGCUCACACUGUGACUGAGAGUCGAGUACUGCAGAACACAAGGCAUCCAUUCCUCACUACACUUAAAUACGCCUUUCAAACCCCUGAUCGAUUAUGUUUUGUGAUGGAGUAUGCCAAUGGAGGAGAGCUGUUUUUCCACCUGUCCCGGGACCGUGUAUUCCCUGAAGACAGAGCCCGUUUUUAUGGGGCGGAGAUAGUGUCUGCACUGGAGUACCUCCAUUCUCGCAAUGUAGUCUACAGGGACCUAAAGCUGGAGAACCUCAUGCUGGACAAAGACGGUCACAUUAAGAUCACUGACUUUGGCUUGUGUAAAGAGGGCAUCACCAAUGAGGCCACCAUGAAGACCUUCUGUGGCACUCCUGAAUACCUCGCUCCGGAGGUACUGGAGGAUAAUGACUACGGCCGGGCGGUGGACUGGUGGGGACUGGGAGUCGUAAUGUAUGAAAUGAUGUGCGGACGCUUGCCUUUCUAUAACCAGGACCACGAGCGACUCUUUGAGCUUAUUCUGAUGGAGGAGAUCCGCUUCCCUCGCAACCUGUCUCCUGACGCUAAGUCUCUUCUCGCCGGCCUGCUCAAGAAAGACCCAAAGCAGAGAUUGGGAGGAGGUCCCGACGAUGCCAAAGACGUAAAGGCCCACAAGUUUUUCACCAACAUCAACUGGCAGGAUGUCGUGCAAAAGAAGUUGACCCCGCCUUUUCAGCCCCAGGUUACGUCAGAGACAGACACCCGUUACUUUGACGACGAGUUCACAGCACAGACCAUCACGAUCACACCACCAGACAAAUAUGGUAGUCUGGACUGUGAGGAAUCUGAUCACUUUCCUCAGUUCUCUUACGUACGCGAGUGAUACUGUUCCUCACUCACGCACAGCUCUAUGCAUCCACAUUGUAUGUGUGUGUGUGUGUGUGUGUGUGUGUGUAUGUAUGUAUGUAUGUAUGUGUGUGUGUGUGCAUGUGCGUGUGUGUGUGUGGGAUGCAGACAAAACACCAGCUCUAAAGAGAUGCACAAUCAACAUAACGAGAGUCAGGGAACACCACACACCGACGUAACAACCGACAAGUGCUGGCUUUGCUGGUUAUCAUCACAGUGCCCUUGAUGUUCUGAUUUCUCAGACAUACGAAAAAAAACAGCGCGUACUGAACCGCUGCACCUCAACUUGUCAAUGCAAUGUCAAACGCCUACCCAGAUCCACAAGGGCUCUGCCGGACAUGUAAAAGGAAAAAAAAAAAAAAAAGAAAACAAAGAAAGAAAAAAAAAAAAAAGACAUGCUGUAUUAAUCACUUAAGCCUGAGCUCAUUCUGUCAUGGCAACACAAAAGGAAUAUACCUUUACUGCCUGUCUGUCAAAAACAAACAAACAAAAAAAAAAGAAACACAAUUUUUUUUUUUUUUUGAAAAGAAAAUAUAUAUAUAUUGUUUUUCCAUUCUUUACUGUUUUUAUGGUUUUACAGAAGCCAUAGCUCUGUGAUUAUUAUUAUUUUUAAAAAAAAAUUUAAUUCAAGUGUUCUUAUUGGAUUUUUUUUUUUAAACUGUUACCAAUCAUUGUAAAGUAGUUCUCCCCCCUGGGGAAUCUGGAGAGAAAAAAAAUGUCAGGUGAACAUCUCUCUCUCCCGUUGUUUUUCCUUUCCCUCACACAUUGAAAGAGGUUGUGAAGCAGGAAUCCAGGGGAAGCAAAAAUGAAUGUAAUGAAAAAAAAAAAAAAAAAAAAAAUCCCAGCAUGCGUUUGUGUGACCACAGACAUCCUUUUAUGUCUUUUAUUAUGACAUUUUUCAUUUCAUUGAUAAAUCAGGAAGGAGGAAUAUUAAACCUUAUUAUAAAACAGGAACAGUGUUUUUUAGCCUUAAAGUUGUACUCAGAUAUGGACACGCACGCGGGGAGAAAUCAACCCUGAUGCUGUUGGCCGUUUUUUUUUUUUUGUUUGUUUGUUUGUUUGUUAUUUUGUGUUUUCGUUCCUUUCAUUGUUUUUCCGUUUUCGUCAGUGGUGUAAAGAGAUAAGACAACAAAAGAAUAAUCACUUGGUGCAGCUGUAAUGAUUUUGAACAUCACAAGAAAAUCACAAAGCAGCAGCGUGUUAAGCAACCAGUCUUGUAAUAGCAAUUAUUUUUUUUGUUCAUCUCAACCCGGUCAUUUCUCCCUCGGAGGACGCAAAACAAAACAAAAACAAAAAAAAAGAUGAGCACAAGAGAGCUGCAAUGCAAACUGCACUGUGGUCUGUGAAAUUAGCUGAUGUCAGUCUUAUUGUACCAGCCAACACUACAUGUUUGAUGUUCAGAAGGAAACCGAGUUGAAAAUACUAUUGACUGAGAACCAGCUGUACUGAAGUCCUCAGCACAUGCAGAAAUGAAUAGCUUGUAUUGGGCAAGUGACACAGCCAAUGGUUUGAGCAGGGAACGUGACUGUUCAUUGGCUGACAAAUUUGACAUGUGAUUUUGGCUUCUGUAAACCUGGCCUUUUUUGUUGUUAAUGUUGAAUUAAACUGGACUUUCCUAUAUUUUAUAAUGUUCUGAGAGGAAAGUCGUUUUGAUUCUUUGAUGCCUUUCUUCCCCUUCCCCAACUUUACCUUCAACAUUUGAGGACUCUCAUCUUAAGAGAAUUCACACAAUAUAUAUAAAAUAAAAGCU